This is a messenger RNA of Nanorana parkeri, 2381 nucleotides long. RefSeq names its product ERCC excision repair 3, TFIIH core complex helicase subunit (gene ERCC3). Gene Ontology annotation, cellular component: nucleotide-excision repair factor 3 complex; transcription preinitiation complex; transcription factor TFIIH holo complex. The record is from RefSeq and is a predicted model, not a curated record. Gene Ontology annotation, biological process: transcription initiation at RNA polymerase II promoter; nucleotide-excision repair. Bases 1 to 2379 code for a protein of 792 amino acids. Gene Ontology annotation, molecular function: ATP binding; 3'-5' DNA helicase activity; DNA binding. The transcript is spliced from 15 exons. Lineage: Eukaryota; Metazoa; Chordata; Amphibia; Anura; Dicroglossidae.
AUGGGGAAGAAGGACAAGUCUGAUAGAGACAAGAAGAAAUCGAAGAAGCGUCACUAUGAUGAGGAUGAGGAUGACGACGACGAACUGCCCGGCAACGACCAGGAGGCCGUGCCCUCUGCCGCCGGGAAGCAGGUGGAUGAAACCGCCACAAAAGUGGACGAGUAUGGAGCUAAAGAUUAUCGAUCGCAGAUGUCGCUGAAGGCGGAUCACUCGUCCCGUCCGCUGUGGGUGGCACCGGACGGUCACAUCUUCCUGGAAGGUUUCUCCCCCGUCUAUAAGUACGCGCAGGACUUCCUGGUGGCCAUCUCCGAGCCGGUCUGCAGACCUCAGCACGUUCACGAGUAUAAGCUCACGGCGUACUCUCUGUACGCGGCGGUCAGCGUGGGCCUGCAGACCAGUCACAUUAUCGAGUAUUUACAGAAGCUCAGCAAAACCGGCGUCCCGGAGGGCAUCGUACAAUUCAUCAAGCUCUGUACCGUCAGCUAUGGAAAAGUGAAGCUGGUUUUCAACUUUUCCAGGUACUUUGUUGAGAGCGCCCAUCCCGAAGUCAUCCAGGACCUCCUGCAAGAUUCCAUCAUCCGUGGCUGCAGACUCCGCAAUGAGGAGGGCGAGGAAACCGAACUCAUCACCGAAACGUAUACCAGCAAGUCAGCGAUCUCUAAGGCCAGUGACCCCGCCAGCGCACCCUCCACCUCCCAGGUUCCCGAGACGCAGAAUAAGGCCGAUGUCCCUACUGACUUGAUUGAUUUUUACGAGCAGAUGGACAAGGAGGAAGAGGAGGAGGAAGAAACACAGACGGUGUCCUUUGAGGUCAAACAGGAGAAUAUUGAGUUGGUCCAGAAACAGUGCAUCCACCUGGAGUAUCCCUUACUGGCGGAGUACGACUUCAGGAACGACACCAUGAAUCCAGACAUCAACAUCGACCUGAAGCCCACCGCCGUCCUCCGACCGUACCAGGAGAAAAGCCUGCGCAAGAUGUUUGGCAAUGGGCGCGCUCGAUCUGGCGUGAUUGUCCUGCCUUGCGGUGCGGGAAAGUCUCUGGUUGGCGUCACGGCGGCCUGCACGGUCCGGAAGAGGUGUCUUGUGUUGGGGAAUUCUGCCGUUUCAGUGGAACAGUGGAAAGCGCAGUUUAAGAUGUGGUCCACCAUUGACGACAGCCAGAUAUGUCGCUUUACAUCAGACGCCAAGGACAAACCCAUCGGCUGCUCUAUCGCCAUCAGCACCUACUCCAUGUUGGGGCAUACCACCAAGAGGUCCUGGGAAGCCGAGAGGGUGAUGGAGUGGCUAAAAAGCCAGGAGUGGGGUCUGAUGAUUCUGGAUGAGGUGCACACCAUUCCAGCUAAGAUGUUCCGUCGUGUCCUGACCAUCGUCCAAGCGCACUGCAAGCUCGGGCUGACCGCCACAUUGGUCCGAGAAGAUGACAAAAUUGUCGACUUGAAUUUCCUGAUUGGCCCCAAGUUAUACGAGGCGAACUGGAUGGAGCUGCAGAACAACGGCUACAUUGCUAAAGUGCAGUGCGCCGAGGUCUGGUGCCCCAUGUCGCCCGAGUUCUACAGAGAGUACGUGGCCAUCAAGACAAAGAAGCGCAUUCUCUUCUACACCAUGAACCCAAAUAAAUUUCGUGCUUGCCAGUUCCUGAUUAAGUUCCACGAGAGGAGGAACGACAAAAUAAUUGUGUUCGCCGACAAUGUCUUCGCGCUGAAGGAGUACGCCAUCCGGCUGAACAAUGCCUCGAAUUCUCCUUCCCAAGCUGGCCAGACACCCUUCUCCCGGCAUCUGGCGGUCUGUGAAGAUGACCAGUUUAGACAGAAGUUGCUGGUCCAGACAAGUGCCGACCACACUCUUUGUUUGGGGGUUGGAGACACGUCCUUCGAUUUACCUGAAGCCAACGUUCUGAUCCAGAUCUCCUCUCACGGAGGGUCCCGAAGACAGGAAGCGCAGCGUCUGGGACGUGUUCUGAGAGCGAAAAAAGGUACAAUUUCUAAAAAGCCAAAUGCAUUCUUCUAUUCUCUGGUGUCUCAGGAUACGCAGGAAAUGGCGUACUCCACCAAAAGGCAGAGAUUCCUGGUGGAUCAGGGCUACAGCUUUAAGGUGAUCACCAAGCUGGCCGGGAUGGAGGAAGAGGAUCUGGCGUUCUGCACCAAGGAAGAUCAACAGCUGCUCCUGCAGAAGGUCUUGGCCGCCUCCGAUCUGGACGCGGAGGAGGAAGUGGUGGCCGGGGAAUUUGGAUCAAAGUCUACUCAUAUGGCGCGCCGUUUCGGGACCAUGAGUUCCAUGUCCGGAGCAGACGAUGCAGCUUAUAUGGAGUACCACACAACUCGGAACAAGAAUGCCGCCGGCAAACACGUACAUCCCCUCUUCAAACGUUUCAGAAAAUGAAA